UUCAUCACAUGAUCAUGAACUUUGAAGUGCAAGCUGAGAGGGUGGUAAACAUGGAUCCACCGGUUCAAAUUCCUCCGGAUCAACAUCUUUGUUACGUUCGUUGCAACUUCUGCAGUACCCUUCUUGCGGUAGUGAUACCAUGCAGGAGGCUGUUGGAUACAGUGACUGUGAAAUGUGGACAUUGUAGUAAUGUAUCAUUUCUCACCAUAAGGACUACCUCUCCCCCAGCAGCUGAUCAUCCUCCUCCUGUUCAACCUCCUCUCCUUCCUCCUUUCCAGGCUGGUUUCUCCAAUAAUGAUGUGAUGAAAAGCAGGGGCCAAUCUUCAUCAUCUUCAUCGUCCGUCACAUCUAAUGAACCAACCUCCCCAAAAGCUCCGUUUGUCGUCAAACCACCUGAGAAAAAACACAGGCUCCCAUCCGCUUACAACCGAUUCAUGAAAGAGGAAAUACAACGCAUCAAGGCUUCGAAUCCUCAGAUUCCUCAUCGAGAAGCUUUCAGCACCGCAGCAAAAAAUUGGGCAGGGCAUGUACCAAAUGGAUCUAUCUCUGCUGCUGGGAGCCUCUGCACUUCUGGUUUUGAUCUUUCAGGAUUGAAAUAAUAAUUACCAAGUAUGGCCGGGUUCUUUCGAAGCGCUA
Messenger RNA from Erigeron canadensis, 636 nucleotides. Its product is annotated as protein CRABS CLAW. The record is from RefSeq and is a predicted model, not a curated record. Bases 9 to 599 code for a protein of 196 amino acids. Lineage: Eukaryota; Viridiplantae; Streptophyta; Magnoliopsida; Asterales; Asteraceae. Gene Ontology annotation, biological process: leaf development; floral meristem determinacy; cell fate commitment. The transcript is spliced from 7 exons. Gene Ontology annotation, cellular component: nucleus.